Messenger RNA from Elephantulus edwardii (Cape elephant shrew), 1566 nucleotides. It is a transcript of the gene LRRTM1, whose product is annotated as leucine rich repeat transmembrane neuronal 1. Gene Ontology annotation, molecular function: protein binding. NCBI's taxonomy places the organism in Eukaryota, Metazoa, Chordata, Mammalia, Macroscelidea, Macroscelididae. The coding region runs from base 1 to 1566 and encodes 521 amino acids. The record is from RefSeq and is a predicted model, not a curated record. The transcript has a single exon.
AUGGAUUUCCUGCCGCUCGGUCUCUGUCUACACUGGCUGCUGAGGAGGCCCUCGGGGGUGGUCUUGUGUCUGCUGGGGGCCUGCUUUCAGAUGCUGCCCGCCGCCCCCAGCGGGUGCCCGCGGCUGUGCCGGUGCGACGGGCGGCUGCUGUACUGCGAGGCGCUCAAUCUCACCGAGGUGCCCCACAACCUGUCGGGCCUGCUCGGCUUGUCCCUGCGCCACAACCACCUCCCGGAGCUGCGCGCCGGCCAGUUCGCCGGGUUAAUGCAGCUCACGUGGCUCUAUCUGGAUCACAACCACAUCUACACGGUGCAGGGGGACACCUUUCAGAAACUGCGUCGAGUUAAGGAACUCACGCUGAGUUCCAACCAGAUCACCCAGCUGGCCAACACUACCUUCCGGCCUAUGCCCAACCUGCGCAGCGUGGACCUCUCGUACAACAAGCUGCAGGCGCUCGCGCCGGACCUCUUCCACGGGCUGCGGAAGCUCACCACGCUGCACAUGCGGGCCAACGCCAUCCAGUUCGUGCCCGUGCGCAUCUUUCAGGACUGCCGCAGCCUCAAGUUUCUCGACAUUGGAUACAAUCAGCUCAAGAGCCUGGCGCGCAACUCUUUCGCUGGCCUGUUCAAGCUCACCGAGCUGCAUCUGGAGCACAACGACUUGGUCAAGGUGAACUUGGCCCACUUCCCGCGCCUCAUCUCCCUGCACUCGCUCUGCCUGCGUAGGAACAAGGUGGCCAUCGUGGUCAGUUCCUUGGAUUGGGUGUGGAACCUGGAGAAAAUGGACCUGUCGGGCAACGAGAUCGAGUACAUGGAGCCCCAUGUGUUCGAGACCGUGCCCUACCUGCAGUCCCUGCAGCUGGACUCCAACCGCCUCACCUACGUCGAGCCCCGCAUCCUCAACUCCUGGAAGUCACUGACUAGCAUCACCUUAGCCGGAAACCUGUGGGAUUGCGGGCGCAACGUGUGCGCCCUAGCGUCGUGGCUCAGCAGCUUCCAGGGGCGCUACGAUGGCAACUUGCAGUGCGCCAGCCCCGAGUACGCACAGGGUGAGGACGUCCUAGACGCCGUGUAUGCCUUCCACCUGUGUGAAGAUGGGGCUGAGCCCACCAGCGGCCACCUGCUCUCGACUGUCACCAACCGCAGUGACCAGGGCCCCCCCGCCGGCCCAGUCACCACGCUGGUGGACGGCCGGGAGGCACAGCCCGACGGCACGCUGGAGCCAGCCACCGUGGCUUUGCCUGGUGAGCACGCUGAGAACGCAGUCCAGAUCCACAAGGUAGUCACGGGCACCAUGGCCCUCAUCUUUUCCUUCCUCAUUGUGGUCCUGGUACUUUACGUCUCCUGGAAGUGUUUCCCAGCUAGCCUCAGGCAGCUCAGACAGUGCUUUGUCAUGCAGCGCAGAAAGCAGAAGCAGAAACAGAGCAUGCAUCAGAUGGCUGCCAUGUCUGCCCAGGAAUACUACGUUGAUUACAAACCCAACCACAUCGAGGGAGCCCUGGUCAUCAUCAACGAGUAUGGCUCCUGUACCUGUCACCAGCAGCCCGCAAGGGAAUGCGAGGUGUGA